GACCUCCUAACGGAUGGCGAAUGGCGGGAGAGCAUGGCCAGGGCUUUAGCGCAGGGCGCGGCCAUUGGUGACGCAUGCCAGGGAGCCGGCGCCCGCGAUUCCACCAUUAGCGAGGCCUCACACCCAGCGCUUCAAGUUCGGGGCUGGAGGCGUCCCCGCUUCCUCCUCUAGGAGGCGGGUUGGCCCCGCCCCUGCGCCCCGGGUCGCUUGCCCGCGGCCCCGCCCACCUCCUACUCCUGGCCUCCCCCGGCGCAGCGCACUCCCCGCCGGCCCGCAGCCUGACACGCCGCGCGGUCCCUCAGUCUCCCGCGGUCGCCUCCCCAGGCAUGGCACAGGGCCUCGCCACACUAUGGCAGCAGCAAGACACAGCACGCUCGACUUCACGCUCGGCGCCAAAGUUGAUGGUGAGGCCAUUCUGAAAGGCCUUCAGUCCAUUUUUCAGGAGCAGGGGAUGGCAGAGUCAGUGCACACCUGGCAGGACCAUGGAUAUUUAGCAACUUACACUAACAAGAAUGGCAGCUUUGCCAAUUUGAGAAUUUAUCCACAUGGAUUGGUGUUGCUGGACCUUCAGAGUUACGACAGUGAUGUGCAAGGCAAACAAGAAACUGACAGCCUUUUGAACAAAAUAGAAGAAAAAAUGAAAGAAUUGAGUCAAGACAGUACUGGGCGGGUGAAGCGAUUACCACCCAUAGUUCGAGGUGGGGCCAUUGACAGAUACUGGCCUACUGCAGAUGGGCGCCUGGUUGAGUAUGACAUAGAUGAAGUGGUGUAUGAUGAAGAUUCACCUUAUCAGAACAUUAAAAUUCUACACUCAAAACAGUUUGGGAAUAUUCUCAUCCUUAGCGGGGAUGUUAAUUUGGCAGAGAGUGACUUGGCAUAUACCCGGGCCAUCAUGGGCAGUGGUAAAGAAGACUACACUGGCAAAGAUGUACUGAUUCUGGGAGGUGGCGAUGGAGGCAUAUUAUGUGAAAUUGUCAAACUGAAACCAAAGAUGGUCACUAUGGUAGAAAUUGACCAAAUGGUAAUUGAUGGAUGUAAGAAAUACAUGCGGAGAACAUGUGGAGAUGUCUUAGACAAUCUUAAAGGAGACUGCUAUCAGGUUCUUAUAGAAGACUGUAUCCCAGUACUGAAGAGAUAUGCCAAAGAAGGGAGAGAAUUUGAUUAUGUGAUUAAUGAUUUGACAGCUGUCCCUAUCUCUACAUCUCCAGAAGAAGAUUCUACAUGGGAGUUCCUCCGACUGAUUCUCGACCUUUCAAUGAAGGUUCUGAAACAGGAUGGAAAAUACUUCACGCAGGGGAACUGUGUCAACUUGACUGAAGCCCUGUCGCUCUAUGAAGAACAGCUGGGGCGGCUGUAUUGUCCUGUGGAAUUCUCAAAAGAGAUUGUCUGUGUCCCUUCAUACUUGGAAUUGUGGGUGUUUUACACUGUUUGGAAGAAAGCUAAGCCUUAAAGAUGAGCAUCCCCUGAAUGACGUGUGC
Messenger RNA from Mastomys coucha (southern multimammate mouse), 1478 nucleotides. It is a transcript of the gene Sms, whose product is annotated as spermine synthase. Gene Ontology annotation, biological process: spermine biosynthetic process. Gene Ontology annotation, molecular function: spermine synthase activity. Lineage: Eukaryota; Metazoa; Chordata; Mammalia; Rodentia; Muridae. The coding region runs from base 350 to 1450 and encodes 366 amino acids. The record is from RefSeq and is a predicted model, not a curated record. The transcript has 11 exons.